CUGCUGAUAAUGAGCAUAAUCAGUGCAGAAUAAGUGAAACCCCAGAUACUGCAUGGAUACGGCACAGGGCAUUACAAUGGCCUUCUCUGGAGCCACGCAUGCCGGACCGGAUUCAGCAUGUUAAACAGAGCUGUAGCAGGUGGUAUUAUUGGACCCGGUCCCCCCAUCUCCCCCCACCUCCAUCUCUCCCUCUCUUGCUCCUCAUCUCCCAGUAAGCCCUUAUUCAUUUCUGCGUAUGGGCAGGAGGGUGAACAUGGACUCGUUGGGUCUUUUUGUCCUGCUAAUACCUACGUUUUCCCACUGGACAGCUGCUUCUUCUGCUGAUGAAAUCAGCUGGAGCUAUUCUGGUAUUGCUGGUCAAUCUGAGUGGUCAGAGUAUUUCCCCGACUGUGGCGGUUCUUCCCAGUCACCUGUGGAUGUGAUAACCACCCAGACUAAAUAUGACACCAGUCUGGUGCCGGUGACGCCGCUAGGCUACAGUCAGCACGGCAACCAGCCCUUUUCGAUGCACAAUAACGGACACACGGUGAUUGUUGAGCUGCCAGAGUGGAUGGGACUUGGGGGGCUACCGUGGUUCUUCACAGCCGUUCAGCUGCACCUUCACUGGGGGAAUGGAGGCCCAGGUCGAGGGGGCAGUGAACACACGAUCAAUGGGAGGAGUUCAGACGCAGAACUCCAUGUGGUCCACUACAACGCUGAACUUUACCCCAACAUGUCCGCAGCCAUGACGCAGAGAGAUGGCCUGGCUGUUUUAGGAAUUCUCAUUGAGACAGGUGAAGAGACGAAUCCAGGAUUCAAUAACAUCCUCAACUACAUGAGCCGAAUCAGACAUGCCGACCAGAGAGCGUUCAUCCCAGCCUUUGACGUCCAGUCCUUACUCCCCCAAGAUCUGGGACGCUACUAUCGAUACAACGGCUCCCUGACCACCCCGCCCUGCUACCAGAGUGUCAUCUGGACCGUGUUUCAUGAAAGGGUUCAGAUCUCAAAAGCCCAGCUCCUGAAGAUGGAGAUGAUGCUUUACUCCAGUAAAAUCCAGGAAGUUGACAGGAUGCUGCUGCAGGACAACUUCCGGAUAACGCAGCCGCUCAACCACAGGGUCAUCUUCGCCUCCUUUUCUGCAGAAUCGGGGAGGGAGCUCUCAUCUGGUGAGGUCACAGCCAUCGUGAUAGGAGUGAUGUGUGGCUGUGUGGGUGUGGCGGUGAUCAUUCGCUUCAUCGUGAAGACGAUACGAUUUUUUAAACUCCUUCACCUUGAAACAGUCGUGGUAAACAGCUCUACUUCUAGCUGGGACGUCCUGCACAAUAACCGGCCUGCUCCAAUGCCAAGAACAAAGGAGACCGAGAAAUCACAGGAGAAAAACACAGACCUGGUUCUAACGAUAACCUCAAAAGCUGAAAGGAAUGAAAGGAAAGAAGAGUUGUCACCUUCGCCUCAGACCGAGCCAUAGCUUUACAUCUCACGUCAGUAUGUUCUGUCUUUUUUCUCAUCAGAGGUGAUUUUAUGGAUCUGUGUCCUAGGGAAAAGCAACUAUAUUUUAUCUGAAUCGAUCACACAGAGAGAGAGAGAGAGAGAGAGAGAGAGAGAGAGAGAGAGAGAGAGAGAGAGAGAGAGAGAGAGAGAUUGUGUGAUAAAGGCAUUUUUCGCUCAGUUUUCAGCUAUGAAAUUAUAUUCUACCCAAAACCAAGUAAAGCAACUGAUGCUGGUUUAAUAUUCAGGUGUGUUUCAUGCGUGUGUAUACUUGAGAUGAGGAAUGCACAUAAAAUGUUUUUUUCUUUUUCUUAGUUUUAAUGUCAUUUCUGUCACAAUAUUUCAAGCACUCUGCACUAAUACUGUGUAAGCUUUUUACAGCUAAACUCUUCAGAGGAAAUUUAAAAGAUAAAUGAUAAAACAGACUGAUGUAAAAACAUGACAGGUGACAUGUAUAUACAGAUGCUGUACAAACAUUUCAGAUCGGAUUUUAAUUUUGCACAUUUUGUUGUAAAUGGAAGUUAUAUUUAUGUACAUGCCUUUACUGUGUUGAAGAGAGAAAUAUAAAAGCUGCAUGUCAUCUGCACAUAUCUGUUUAUUGUUGUGUCUAACCUGUCUGCCUGAGCACUGCAUUAAAACACUUGAAUGCUGAA
Messenger RNA from Poecilia reticulata (guppy), 2120 nucleotides. RefSeq names its product carbonic anhydrase XIV (gene ca14). Gene Ontology annotation, cellular component: plasma membrane. NCBI's taxonomy places the organism in Eukaryota, Metazoa, Chordata, Actinopteri, Cyprinodontiformes, Poeciliidae. Gene Ontology annotation, molecular function: carbonate dehydratase activity; zinc ion binding. The record is from RefSeq and is a predicted model, not a curated record.